GGAGAAGGCGUUGGCUUUUAGGCAUGUGAAAGAUGUCAACUUUUACCAUGUCUUCAUGGAAGGCGCUGCGGAUACGAUGAAAAUGCGCACAGAACUUGCACCACACCACAGAGCAGGCGCGAUCGAGCAGGACAUCCACUGUGCAGCACUGACGAUGGAUUCGGCAUGGCUAUUCUUACAGCAUGCAUUGGGGAUAUUGAGACAGAGGAGUGAAGACGAAAAGAGGUGGGGAGUGAAGAAUUCUGCGGUCAGUACAACAGCAAAAGCAGCGUCUUCUGAAAACAACGAGAAUUCCGAAAAUAUUGUCUCCGCAAUAGAGGCAAAUACAGAAGCUCUCCAGUCUCUAUGGAAAGGAUUGGUUUUAGGCGAUGACAGAGACAAAAAGAACCAGGAACAAACGGAGACCCAUCAAUUUCACCAUGUUGUAGACCUCGCAAAGGUUCUCGAAGAUACAGCUCAAUACGGGAAAGUGCUUCUGGCACGACAACUGCAAGAGGAUGGUUUUGUUGAGACGAUAAUGAAUGGAAGAAGCAAGAAAGAGCUGCAAGGUGAAGGAGGUUCUAGUCCUGCUGGGAUAAACGUGGAGCAAGACGACCCAGAGGAAAUGGAAGCCCUCGAAUUACGCCUUCUUGAUAUCGGCCGCGCUCUCUGUCGUCACAGUUCGCAAACCUACCUCAGUGCAGUGCGAAGAAAGAUGCAAGAUUUGAUCAACCUACUUGCGUACACAGACGCAACUUGGCUAGCUCAAAAAUGCUUCCCAGCAAUGAUCGUAAACUCUGUGCAUGCAGCUCUGUAUAGUGGAACUGAGCUUUUGACGCACCUGGGCACUGGACGGCCUUGGGGAGAGUAUCAGAAAAGGCAAUUAUCGGAGUUCCAGCAAAUUUGGUUAAGCCUGCUCAUUUAAUACAUUCUACAAGAUUUUUAAGUUGAUGUUUGCGAUCUUACUUUGGUGACAACUGCGCAAGUCGCCCAUCAUUCUCUGAGGCGAGCAGGUGCCGGCGGGGCUCGUUGUGCAGGAUCCAUAACCUAACCUAACCAACUGCGAGAGCUGCAAGGUCUCUGCUCUCGCUUAAACACUUAGCCCAUACUUUGGUAUUCGCACAUCACCGAAGACCAAGAAUCAUGAACUUUUAUCGAGUCGAAACUUCUAAUCUCCGAUGGCAUCUUACGACCUUGGCAGACGAAGUUCAUUCUGCCAAUGCAAGAUCGGUGGGCCUAUCGGUCGACGCCACAGGUCCAAACCGACGUCGGCAGUUGGGCUCACGUCAUCAGUUCUGGUUACGCAAACUUAGUCUCAAUCGCGAACACGAUUCUUGGAGGCUUCGACGCGCGUCGCGAGCAUGCCAUCAAAGGUGUCCGAGCGAAAGCAGGGUGUGCGGGUGUCAACGAGCAAAGAGAAGCAGAGGGCUUGCCGAGAGUGUGUCAGCCAAUACGAAAAGAUACUUUUUCUCCUCAAGCAUAUGACGAUGAAUUGAAGGAAAUAGCGUUGCGAGCUAUCGGCGUAUUCGAAGAGCUGGAUUUGGAUGAGUGGUGGCCAGCUGGAGGGACUCUGAUUAUGUUCAAGUUUUGCUACAAUCCCGAAGAAAUUGAACAAAGCCUUAGUAGAACUUCAUAAGUUGUACCUCAGGUCGUAGAGGCUGUAAUUCGUGCACGACACUGUGAUGAAUCAACAAUGUGGAUCCUUGCUGUAGAUGUAGUCAGUCUCACAUCUAACCCCCUCGGCGCUCUCCGUUACGGCGCAAUCGUUGGAACUCUUACCGGCGAAGGCAGACAAGAUGUCAUCGACGACGACGUUGACUUCGUUAUUGGAGUUAACUCACCUGCUGAAUGGAUGCAGGUGGGCGAAGCCUUAGGCGCGCUUCUCAUGACCGAAAAGUACGGCUUCAAGGAGUGCUAUGUCGCAAAGAGUGCAGAUCAUGCAGAUUCGAGGUUUUUUGCCAAUAUUCGAGAUGAUAUGCUUACCUGUGGCUACUACGAACCCUACUACCUGCAACUCGACAUUAGAAGCUACGUGCGGAUAGGAACUCUGAACUUUGCGUAUCAACACAGGUUGAGCGGAUCUGGGUAUGAAGCGUGUGACGAGGAAGAGGAUGAACAGGGCUCCGCGUCUUCUGUUAGUGCGCAAGGGAUUAGAGCACCGGGAUGGCCGACUUCUCCUUUUGGUGGAAAAGAUGUUCGUACUACAAGUGGAAAAACCUUCAACUUGCGAUACCGCGAUAAAAACACCAGAGCCGCACAAACGAGUUCUGUGGUACGGCCACAGGCUCUGCGCGGGCAGCUUUCUUCAUCUCAUUCUCAAGAACAUGGGAAAUCGAAAUCGGCAAGACCACGACCCCGCACUACAAAAGCAGCACAUCAAGCUCUUAAUCCUCUUUGUUUUCUGCGCGAAUCACCUGACUUCCAAAUUUGGAACGGUCAAAUGCCCUUGCAAGGUUUGAUUCAGCCACUUUCCAAGUGUUUACUGUACAAUGUGACAGUGCCAUGUCCGAGAGACCCAAUCUACCUUCUGGAGUCAUGGAAUGCUGAGGAGUACAAGAACGGAGAACAGUGUUUCGCUCUACCACAUUUGGCAGGGAGAAAGGUUGAUCAUCAAGACGCGGAUCCAAGGAAUCGGAAAUUUAUGCUGGUGUGAGGUCGUUAAUGACAAAAUAAGUAUUUGAAUGCUAAUUCAGUUUAGAGUUUGAAGAUUCUGGAAUGAUGCUGGAGAACUAGCAACUACCGCUGUCCCUCAAUUUCUUUUUUGCUUGCAAUCUUUGUGGGAUCGUUUUUUGCCUCCCCAAAUGCAGCCGUCCCCACUUUCAUACCCCUGGCGCAACUGACAACAGCCGAUGUCGACUUACUCGUCCACUACGCCAAAUACUUACACGACAGGGGCUUUGAAAGCUUCUUCCCACUAUAUGGGCAUGGGGCUGCAAACACAACAAGAGGCGCCGCUGAUUAUACGGCAUUUACACACUGCGGAGGGCUUCCGAUAGAAAAGGUGAUCCGGAAUUUCCAACAGCUGUGUCCGCCGAGUAAGGUGGCUAAGGGAUAUUACGAGUACUUGGUAGUUUGAGAAAAAUGGAUGAAAGAAUGGACAAUGUUCUUGCAAUUUUUGUGAAGGUUCUUUCUUUGUGUAGUACUUGUUAUUGUUUAUUUUUUGUGUCAGUGUCACCGUCACGACUUGUUUCCAUAAAAAAGUUUUCCAGUAGCGUCAUCGCAUCAAAAUAGAACUUCAGACAUUACUUAACAUUUUUACGCCAGGAAAUCAAUGCUCGUUAAAGCGUAGCAGAAAAGUCGUUUCAAGUUCAAACAUAGAUAUGCCACCUCACUUCCAGCAUCUUUC
Amoebophrya sp. A25 is the source of this 3325-nucleotide messenger RNA. The record is from the annotation of a GenBank genome assembly. NCBI's taxonomy places the organism in Eukaryota, Dinophyceae, Syndiniales, Amoebophryaceae.